CUCUCUCCCCUCCUCCUUCCAUCUCAUUGCAUGCCAAUUGCGUAGUUGUGGCCACUAGUCUUCCCAAUUCAAUCCUUAUAUAUAUCGAGCACCGUCUCGUUACGAAAAGAUUAAGCCACUCCAAAACCCUACGAGGCUCUACCAAACCGAAACGACGCGCGCGCGCACGCACAGCCCCGAUGGCCUCCUCAUCCUCUCCAUCUUCGUCUUCUUCGUCGAGAUCCGGAACCCUCCUGUCGAGGCUCCUGCGCGUUGCCGUCCUGAUCCUGCUCCUCACGAGUUCUUGCUCGGCCACCCGCCUCGGGAUGGCGUCCCCGGCGUCGUCGCGGAUCGCGGUGAAUCUGGACAGGCCCCGCUGCCAGGAGGGCGUGACGAGCUUCCGGCACCGGGGCCGGGUCUUCAACUUCUUCCCCAAGGGGUCGACGGUGCCGCCUUCCGGGCCGUCGAAGAGACACAACAGCGUCGUCGACUCCGAGCCCCACGACUGAGGGAUCGAUCAGCAUGGAGGGUGCGUAGGUUUUUGAGCCGCUUCUCUACUUUCUGCUCCCAACUUUUCCAUUUUUUUUCGGGGUAUAGGAUUACUGAAGAGAGGAUUCGAUUACGGGACGGAUCAAGAGCCCAGCAAGAAGAGAUCUCCAAGGGGCUGAUUGAUGAUUGAUUAAUACCUUCUUUUCUUCUUCCUUUUUUCUGGGGCUUUAGCAUCGUAUGUUUCGAGUUAUACUGUACAGGGAAGAUGUUCAUUUGUUUGUUCUCCAAAAGCAUGUCAACAAUCCAUGACACAAUAUAGAUGAAAGGCUUAUUAUUCGCCAAGAUCAAAAUGUUUGAUCAAA
Syzygium oleosum is the source of this 830-nucleotide messenger RNA. Its product is annotated as protein IDA. Gene Ontology annotation, biological process: floral organ abscission. The coding region runs from base 180 to 488 and encodes 102 amino acids. The record is from RefSeq and is a predicted model, not a curated record. The transcript has a single exon. Lineage: Eukaryota; Viridiplantae; Streptophyta; Magnoliopsida; Myrtales; Myrtaceae.